UACUGUUGUUUUAAUUGCAAGGUGAGGUUCACAGACAGAAACAGCGCCCUCUAGAGAGAUAAACCUGAAUCAUCGCACCGGAAGCAAGCUCUUAUUUUGAACGCAGCCAAUAAGCGUGCCUACCGUAAUACUCAGUGAAUGAACGCACCACGCGCCUGCCCUAACCGCCCGCACUGGAUAGAAUCCCAGAUCCACGCAUCACUGUGCGCCUGCGGUGUCACAAGAUGCAUUCUGCCUCACCAUGCGUGUGAUGUGGGUCUGUUAUUUAGCCUCUAUCACAGUAAGGGUGGAAGUGACACAUCCGCGUAGAGUGGCAGCUUCUCCGUCAGGAUCUGCUGAGGAUGCGCCCGGAGCGCUCUGUUGAUCUGCGUUGAUGAGGGGCCUCCUCCUUCAGCUCCUGUUUCAGCGCGAGAAGGAUUGUUGUUAUUUAUACUGCAGGAGGAGAAAUGGGGAACGCGACCUCCUGCUGCGUGUCUGGCAGUCCCAAGCUCCGCAGAAAUGCGCACUCCAGGCUGGAGCCGUACCACCAGGACUCGGAUCUAAGCAGGGAGGAGACGGCAUGCAACCUACAGCACAUCAGCGACAGGGAGAACAUCGACGAGUUGAACAUGGAGUACAACCCAUCUGACCAUCCUCGAGCCAGCACUAUAUUCUUGGGCAAAUCUCAUAAUGAGGUGAAACGAAAGAGCGUCUUCAUCAAUAACCACGGAAAUCUGAGGCGAAAGUACAGCUCGUGUUCCACCAUUUUCCUGGACGACAACACAGUCAGCCAGCCGAACCUCAAAUACACAAUCAAAUGCGUUGCUUUAGCGAUUUACUACCAUAUUAAAAACAGAGACACAAAUGGGGGCCUGCUCUUGGACAUAUUUGAUGAAAAGCUUCAUCCUCUCUCAAAAUCUGAAGUUCCACUGGACUACAACCAACAUGAUCCUGAGCAGAGGCAGAUCUACCGCUUUCUCAGGACCUUGUUUAGUGCUGCUCAGCUCACUGCAGAAUGUGCCAUCGUCACGCUGGUGUACUUGGAGAGAUUGCUUACUUAUGCAGAGAUUGACAUCUGUCCAGGAAAUUGGAAAAGGAUUGUUUUGGGCGCCAUCCUGCUGGCCUCAAAGGUCUGGGAUGACCAGGCUGUCUGGAACGUCGACUACUGCCAGAUCCUAAAGGAUAUCACCGUGGAAGACAUGAAUGAACUGGAACGACAGUUUCUGGAACUUCUGCAGUUCAACAUCAACGUACCUUCCAGUGUCUACGCCAAGUACUACUUUGACCUGCGGUCGCUCUCAGAAUCUAACAACCUCAGCUUCCCACUGGAGCCGCUCAGCAGGGAAAAGGCCCAGAAAUUAGAGGCCAUUUCCAGACUAUGUGACGAUAAAUAUAAAGACAUUCGGAAAGCUGCCAGGAAACGCUCGGCCAGCGUAGACAACCUGUGUGGGAGACGAUGGGUUCCUGCAAUUCUCUCUUAACCAAUCAUCUCUGUAACAACUGGACAGGAGUUUCAUGGUACUGGACCAGAAAGUUCUGAAACCACUGAUAACAGGUGAAGAUCCAGCGCCAGUUGGAUUUCAAGACUUUUGGUGAUUUUGGAUCCUUAAUGCAGGACUUAUUAAUGGAACAGCUGUGGUUUACUCCAAUUGGUAAAGCUUCAUAUGAGACGACGUACAGCAUGACCAUGGCCCUUAGGAAGAGUCCAGAGCUUAUUCUUUAAAACGAUGCCUUCAGAGUGCCUCGACCUGUCUACUGAUCUGGAAGUUGCAGGAAUUCUACUGUUUUAUUCUAAUCUGUAUUUAAAAAAACACAUGAAUAAGGUGAUACAUUGAGACAUAUUUAGACAUGAGAACAGCGGUGAUGGAAAAGACAAAUUUGCGUUUAUGUCUUUUGCUCUGAUAACUGUUAAAAGCACAUACUUCUUGUUUUAUUACUCAAACAUGACCCUAGUUGGGAGCUUUCUGCUUAGUAUUUAUUUCCUAUGAUAGUAUUUUAAACAAUGAAAGUGUUCUUGAAGGUUUACAGUAUUUCUGGUGUACCUCUCAAUACUCAGGUAGUGCAUUGAAUAUGUUAAUUUGCUCUGAUGCUUUGUAUUUUAUGUAUGUUUUAUGGAUGGAAACAUGUUAAACUAGCCAAGAGUGUAGAUAGAAGAUGCCAGGAUAAAGAAAUGAGCGGGAGAAUGCUCAUUUUCAGUCAAUAUUAGUUAAGCAAUAAAAAAAACUUAUUCAAACAGCAAGAUUUUUUUUUCUUAUUAUCAAUAUUGCCAUGGAAUUAAAGUUACUUUAACUCAUAAUAUUUAGAGGACAGAAUUUGAAGACUGCAUUAAUGAAAAAGUUCAAUUCUUAACUAAAAUAUUUGCUUGGCUCGUAAAAGAACCUUGUUGGGACUCCUUGUAUGUUCUUCAAAUUAUUUAUGUUAAGUUUUUCCCCUUAAAAAAAUUAUGUUCUUAAAAGUUUGAGAACAGAUUUAGUUCAGAUUUAAAAAAACACAUUUCUCCUUGCAAGGCUGGUUAUUUCUUCAAAGAUGCAAAGAAAUGAAAAGCGUCCCUAUAAAUAAUUUUAGCACCUCUUGUCAUUCUAGAUCUCAUUUUAGUUUUGAUAUGUAGAUUUUUUCUGGUAGGUCAGCUUUACACUUUAAAUGUCGGUCAGAUUUGUUCGAUGCUUCUUUAAAGGCAUAUUUCAAUUUUUUUCACGCAGGAUUGUACUUUUUCUGAGUUUUUUUCUGAGUGGUCGGUGGUUUUUAUAAAAAAAUCUCAGCCUAAUUUAAGUGUGGUCCACCUAAGAUAAAAAAUCACUACAAUUUAAAAUAACCAAUGGUAAAUGGCCUGUGCUUAUAUAGCUCCUUUUUACAUCAGGUCACUACAUUAAGUCAUUCACCCACUCACCCAUGCACUGAUAACACAUUAUAGCCACAGCUGCGUUGGGGCACACUGGGCCCUCUCACCACCAUCAGUAGGUUUUAAGGGUGCAGUGUCUUGCUAAAGGACCCACUACUGAGACGGACAGAGCUUCGAGGUGUGAACCAGCAACCCUCUGCUUCCAGGAUUAACAAAAAAUCUUAGAUAGGUGUUGGUUUGUAUUGUAGAAAUUUGUUAUGAAUGCCUAAUAAGCUAAAAAGAUUUUAAAUCUUGUUUUUAAACGUCCUUUUAACACACCGACUACCUAUAAGGUCCGUAUAACCCCAAUUUUAAUAUCCUGAGAAAUUUGCCAAAUUUGUCAAUUAGGGAUUUAAUCAAAUGGAAGGAGAUAAAAUGUCAACAAUUUUUUUUCAGGUACAUCAGUAGCCUUUUGUUUCCCCAUUAGACAUAUUUUAUAGUGAAGCCUUGGCUUAUAUUAAUGCAGUCUUCAUACAUGGCAUUCAGGGUCAUCAAGAAAUAAAAAAAUGUUUUUAUCAACUUGUAGGUCCAAGUUUCACUAAGAAGAAUAACCAGAAAUGAUGUCUAACAAGUGGUGUAUGCGGAGGAUAUUGGUGAGCAAGUGGAGUAAAGAGACCACUAAACCAGUCUGGCUUUUAUUUCUUCAGUAUUACAGAAAAGCAUUUUGAGAACUCAUUUGAUCUUCAGUGCAUUUGUAGAUUUCUAGUCUUGGUUCAGUUUCUCUCGCCUUUCAUCUGUUACAUUAAAAGAUUAUUUUUUCUGCCAGUGAAGGGGUCCCUGUCAUCGCUUAGCGAGGCAAGUUUCCUGUGUUCUAAUUCCUCAAAUGAGACAGUUUCCCUGUUUUACUAGAUUAAAAAUAAUGUUUUCAAAACAACAACAGAUAAACUGCCUAAACUUAACCAACCAAAGAUUUAUUUUUUAAUUUGGUAAAACUAGACCCUUUGAUAUAUAUCUACAAAUAUAAAAAACUUGUCACAAUGUGGAUGAAAGUAAAGCUAUCCCCAUACUGUUUUAAGUUAUCCGUACUGUCAGCAUCCGAUCAUAAUUUUUUUGUGUCCAGUAAGCAAAAAAAAAUAAUUUAUUAUUUUGUUUUUUGUUUUCUGAUUACUGAACUAGUAUUAAAUAUUUAUUUUCUGAAUUACCUUUGUACAGUUUAUAGAAAUGUCUCA
Molecule: messenger RNA, 4026 nt
Organism: Cyprinodon variegatus (sheepshead minnow)
Lineage: Eukaryota; Metazoa; Chordata; Actinopteri; Cyprinodontiformes; Cyprinodontidae
Product: cyclin-Y-like
Exons: 10
Coding region: 447-1460 (337 amino acids)
Biological process (GO): regulation of cyclin-dependent protein serine/threonine kinase activity; regulation of canonical Wnt signaling pathway
Cellular component (GO): cytoplasmic cyclin-dependent protein kinase holoenzyme complex; plasma membrane
Molecular function (GO): cyclin-dependent protein serine/threonine kinase activator activity; protein kinase binding
Source: RefSeq, a predicted model, not a curated record